Molecule: messenger RNA, 741 nt
Organism: Exophiala spinifera
Lineage: Eukaryota; Fungi; Ascomycota; Eurotiomycetes; Chaetothyriales; Herpotrichiellaceae
Exons: 2
Coding region: 1-741 (246 amino acids)
Source: RefSeq, a predicted model, not a curated record
AUGUUAUUCAGCAGAACUGCGUUGGUUGCUUCGCUUCUCGGCGUGGCUAAUGCUGUCCCAGUUGCUUCGUCCUUGAGCUGUGUCGACGACGCCAGUGACGGCCAGUCUUACAAUGGCUUCGUUGUGCAGUGUGGCAUUGAUUAUAACGGCAACGACAUGGGCCUGGCUUGGACAUCAACAUUCGAGGAUUGUAUCGAUACUUGUGCCUCAACCAGCGGCUGUGUUGAUGUCUCUUACUCCGGCACUGCUUGCUACAUGAAGAGCGGUAUCGGCGUGUAUACCAUCAACGGUGUUUGGGGAGCGGUAAAGGCAGCCACAUCUACCCUAACAUGUCCCAGUGCAGAUGGCCAAGUCUACGACGGCUUCACAAUUGCGUGUGGCAUUGAUCACGUUGGUGGAGACCUAAGCAACUUCUACGCCGGGAGCUUGAAUUCGUGUUUGGAUACCUGCUCGACCACUGCGGACUGCCUUGGUGUCGCCUAUGCCGCUCCAUAUUGCUACAUGAAAAGCACUAUCAAUGAGCCCUCCAGCAAUCCCGCCAUCAUUGCUGCUACGCUCCCUCCCUCUAACACUGGCCUUUGUGCGAACGGCAACACUGGAACGUCGACCUAUUCGGCUGGUGGAAAAAGUUUCAACGUUGUCUGUGGCUGGGAUUACUAUGGCUACGAUAUCUCGAACCAGCAGACUAAAGACCUUGAAACUUGUAUCUCGCGUCUACUGGCUGGGCCAAUUCCAACGUGA